AAGGUCAGCAUAUUCCUACGAAUUAUCCUAUUCAACAUGAAUUGGUCAUUACACGUUUAAAUCUUAGUAGAAAUGUAAGAGAUCAAGUUAUUUUAAGUAGACGUGUGGAUGGAUGUACAGCGAAGGAAAUAAAACUCAAACUUUUAGCCCCAUUCAAUGGUAUGCCAAAAGAACAAUUAGAACAACAAGAACAAUAUGGAACUAAUAUAUGUCCAUGGACAAUUUUACAUAGAUUAGUUAUAGAUGAAUUGAAAAAAAGAGGCUUUGUUUUCUAUUAUCAACAAGAGGACCUUAUUCUCCCUUCAAAUUCACCAGAAUACUAUUAUCAACUUACUGUAAGUGAUAAUAUGUGGCUCGAACAAGCACGAGACUAUGGAUCGUUUUGUUUUGGUAUAGAUGCAAAGUACAACCUUAAUAACAAUCGAGCACCUAUUCAUACUCUUGUAGUAGAGGAUUGUGGUAACUGGGGUACACCCAUAGAAUUCAUAUUGUCUAACAAAGAGAACAUGCAUAUAAUAAGGCUUGCGGUCGAAGUAAUAAAGGCAAAUAUAUCUUGUAAAAAUAUGAAUUGUGAACAUUCAUAUGAAUACGUUAUACUGCCUAAUAAUAAGAGAUUUAAACGCAUACGAUUAUGUGCAAUUGAAUGGAAACCUUUUGCUAUGAUAGACAAACAUUAA
Messenger RNA from Racocetra persica, 677 nucleotides. The record is from the annotation of a GenBank genome assembly. Lineage: Eukaryota; Fungi; Glomeromycota; Glomeromycetes; Diversisporales; Gigasporaceae.